CCUUGCUUUUGUUAAUUGACUCUUUGCCAAGCAUCGUAUUCUGUGCUCUGUGGUGUUGCUGUUUACCAUUUUUGGGUUUGGUUCAUGUUUGGUUAUGAUUUUAUCGUUUAUAAAUUUGUAAAAAUAUUGUUUUAUUUUAUUUCCACUCACAAAUAUUUUUUAUUGGGAAAUGGGAUGCCUUACUCCCUUCAUAACUUCAGCUUUAGUUUUACUUUUUGUACAGUUCACUCUGGCCAUUAAGUGUUGGGAGUGCAGAUCGGACGCAGACUCAAAAUGUGCUGACCCUUUCGAUAAUACAACUUUCGCCAUUACAGAUUGUUCUCAGGCGAAACCAAUAAAUUAUAUUUUCGAUGAGACUGACUUUAAAACUCAGAGGUCAACAAUGUGUCGUAAGAUUCGUCAAAAAGUAAAUGGAGUAUGGAAGUACUUUAGGGGCUGUGCGUUUCUUGGUGAAAUAGGGAUUAAGGGUGACGAGAGGUUCUGCCUUAUGAGAACUGGAACAUACAAUAUUUUUAUGGAAUAUUGCACAUGCAAUAGUAAAGAUGGGUGCAACACUUCCUCACAUGUUGAUGUAUCUUUAUUGCUAAUUUCGUCUUCAAUUCUGUGGGUAUUCUUUUUAUUCAGCAUCUUAAGAUAAUAUUUGUGAUAUAUACGUCAACUAUAAACAGAAAAAGAGUUUUUAAUUAUAGAGUACAAAAUUCUCAUUAUAUGUAGAAUAUUGUUAUGUUGUAUUAACUUUAAUUGACUGAAUGUUUUAUAUUGAUGCUUAUAUUGCUUGAAAAGUCCGUCCAUUUUUAUAAUUUUUUUUU
This is a messenger RNA of Cylas formicarius (sweet potato weevil), 809 nucleotides long. RefSeq lists its product as uncharacterized. NCBI's taxonomy places the organism in Eukaryota, Metazoa, Arthropoda, Insecta, Coleoptera, Brentidae. The record is from RefSeq and is a predicted model, not a curated record. Gene Ontology annotation, biological process: sleep; positive regulation of voltage-gated potassium channel activity; regulation of synaptic transmission, cholinergic. The transcript is spliced from 3 exons. Bases 170 to 637 code for a protein of 155 amino acids.